CGUGAAUGCUCUCGUCUCCCGUCACAAUAGCUUCGGCUCCACAUUGUUUACAAGCUGACAGUCCUCGGCCGCUUGUUGCUGUGCCACUUUGUCGUGACUUUUCGUCACGCGAACCUCCAUAUGUUCGAGUAGCUUCGCCGGGAGGGAGUCAUGGCGAAACAUCGGCAGCCCGAGCCGACGGCGCCACCCUCACCGGCAACAGCUGACAAGGAGGCUCAGCGGAAGCGGACUCGGCCUCUGCCCGUCUUUUUCUGGGAGACCGUGCAUGUCAUGAAGUGGAUGAAACGUGUCUGCAUCAACCAUUAUACCUCAUACUCAACACUCUUCCUCGAUCACGAGAUUACAGGUCGAUCACUGGUGCGACUGAACGAUGUCAGCCUUGAAAAGAUGGGUAUCAAGGACGCGAAUCACCGGGAUGAACUGUACCGUGAAAUUCUCAAGCUCAAGCUGAAAAGCAACAUUUUGGAGAUGAGGGACCUUGAAAGCAAAGGCACUGAGUUUUCGACUGUAGGAAUGAGCUGAACACACAUUCUGAAGACCCCUACUGAAGACUCAUACUCAGGUUCAUCAUAAAUGCUAUUUCAUGAGA
Dermacentor andersoni is the source of this 589-nucleotide messenger RNA. It is a transcript of the gene ave, whose product is annotated as sterile alpha motif domain-containing protein aveugle. Gene Ontology annotation, cellular component: cytoplasmic side of plasma membrane. Gene Ontology annotation, biological process: cell surface receptor protein tyrosine kinase signaling pathway. The record is from RefSeq and is a predicted model, not a curated record. Gene Ontology annotation, molecular function: protein binding. NCBI's taxonomy places the organism in Eukaryota, Metazoa, Arthropoda, Arachnida, Ixodida, Ixodidae.